AUGGCGGCGGCUUGUAGACGCGCUCAGGUUCUCCUGCAGUUCAUCCUGUUCCAGUGCUUCUGCGUGGUUCUGGCGCACGGGUCAAAACCUGGAGCGAAUGGUAACCUCCAUCCUCCGGUGGUGGUGGUUCCUGUGAACCGGCAGCUGAAGCUCGGAGCGCCGAAUUCGGUGAAUAUCGGAGGCGCGGCGGCGGCGGUCUCGCAGGCGAGGAGGGCGGCCGGCUGGAGGCUGGCAGAAGAGGAGGCCUGCGGAGACGACGUGAGCCGCCUGUGUCCUAAACACACCUGGAGCAACAACCUGGCCGUACUGGAAUGCUUACAGGACAGGAAGGAGGAAACUGAGAUCGCUUCUGACUGCAACCAUUUGCUGUGGAACUAUAAACUGAAUUUGACGACCGAUCCCAAGUUCGAGUCCGUAGCAGUCGAAGUGUGUAAAAGUACUAUACCAGAGAUUAAAGAAUGUGCAGCUGAAGAGAGAGGUAAAGGCUAUCUAGUGUCCUGCCUGGUGGAUCACCGUGGCAACAUCACGGAGUACCAGUGCAAUCAGUACAUCACGAAGAUGACCAGCAUCAUCUUCAGUGACUACCGGCUCAUAUGCGGGUUCAUGGACAAGUGUCGAGAGGACAUCAACGCCCUUCACUGUGGAAGCAUCAACACUGGGGAGAAAGACCUGCAUUCUCAAGGCGAGGUGAUUGAAUGUCUGGAGAAAGCUUUAGUACAAGAAGCAGAGCAGCAAGACAAGGUUCACCAAAUCCGAGACGACUGCAAGAAGUCCAUCAUGCGAGUGGCCGAGCUCUCGUCCGACGACUUCCAUCUGGACCGCUACCUCUACUUUUCCUGUCGGGAUGAUCGAGAGCGAUUCUGUGAAAAUACCCAAGUUGGAGAAGGCAGGGUUUACAAAUGUCUGUUCAACCACAAAUUUGAGGAAGCCAUGUCUGAAAAGUGCAGAGACGCCCUGACCACUAGGCAGAAGCUGAUCGCGCAGGACUAUAAGGUCAGUUACUCUCUGGCGAAAGCGUGCAAGGCUGACCUCCGCAAAUAUCGCUGUAGCCUGGACGCCAACAUGCCCCGAGCCCGAGAGGCGAGACUGUCGUACUUACUCCUCUGCCUGGAGUCUGCAGUGCACAGAGGACGCACGGUGAGCGGAGACUGUCAGGGCGAGAUGCUGGACUACAGACACAUGCUGAUGGAGGAUUUCUCGCUGAGCCCGGAGAUCGUGCUGCACUGCCGAGGCGAGAUCGAGGCUCACUGCUCCGGUCUGCACCGUAAGGGAAGAACCCUGCACUGUCUCAUGAGGGUGGGCCGAGGAGACAAGGGGCCGAUGGACAGCCAGUGCCAGAACGCACUCCAGGCACUCAUCCAAUCUGCUGACCCUGGUGCUGAUUACCGCAUUGACCGGGCUCUCAAUGAAGCGUGCGAGUCUGUAAUACAGACAGCUUGCAAACACAUCCGCAACGGAGAUCCCAUGAUCCUCUCGUGUCUAAUGGAGCAUCUCUACACAGAAAAGAUGGUAGAGGACUGCGAGCACAGGCUGCUGGAGCUACAGUACUUCAUCUCCAGAGACUGGAAGCUCGACCCUAUUCUGUAUCGUAAGUGCCAGAACGAUGCGUCCCGGCUCUGUCACACACACGGCUGGAACGAGACGAGCGAGAUGAUGCCCCCAGGCGCGGUGUUUUCCUGCCUCUAUCGUCACGCGUACCGAACAGAAGAGCAAGGCAGACGGCUCACGAGGGAGUGUAAAGUGGAAGUCCAGAGGAUUUUGCAUCAGAGGGCUUUGGAUGUGAAGCUGGACCCAGAACUCCAGAAACGCUGCAUGACUGACCUGGGAAAGUGGUGCAGCGAGAAGACCGAUACUGGUCAGGAACUGGAGUGUCUACAAGAACAUCUAGAGGAUCUGAUGACCGACUGCAGGGAUGUGGUGGGAAACCUGACCGAGCUCGAGUCCGAGGACAUCCAGAUCGAAGCGUUGCUGAUCCGAGCGUGCGAGCCAGUCAUCCAGACCCACUGCCACGAUGUGGCUGAUAAUCAGCUAGACACGGGGGAUCUGAUGGACUGCCUGGUCCAGAACAAACAUCAGAAGGAGAUGAAUGAGAAGUGCGCUGUUGGAGUGACGCACUUCCAGCUGAUUCAGAUGAAGGACUUUCGUUUCUCCUACAAGUUCAAGAUGGCCUGCAAGGAGGACGUGCUCAAACUGUGUCCUAACAUUAAAAAGAAAGGCGAUGUCGUGUUCUGUUUGAGCACCACCGUGAGGAAUGACACUCUCCAGGAUGUGAAGGAGCAGCGCGUGUCCCUGAAGUGUCGCAAACAGCUGAGGGUGGAAGAGCUGGAAAUGUCGGAGGACAUUCGUCUAGAGCCUGAGCUGCACAGCGCGUGUAAGAAGGAUAUCGAGAGGUUUUGCUCCGCCGUGUCAUUUGGCAACGCUCAGGUCACCGAGUGUUUGAAGGAGAAUAAACAGCAGCUGUCUCACACGUGCCAUCAGAAGGUGUUUAAGCUGCAGGAGCUGGAGAUGAUGGACCCUGAGCUGGACUACCAGCUGAUGAGAGUCUGCAAACAGAUGAUUAAGCGUUUUUGUACGGAGUCCGAUGCCAAGAACAUGCUGCAGUGCCUGAAACAGAACAAGAACAGCGAGCUAAUGGACCCCAAAUGUAAGCAGAUGAUCACCAAGAGGCAGAUUACUCAGAGCACAGACUACAGGCUUAAUCCUGUGCUACGGAAGGCCUGCAAAGCAGAUAUUCCCAAAUUCUGUCAGAACAUCCUGAACAAGGCCACCGACGACGGUGAACUGGAGGGCCAAGUCAUUUCCUGUCUCAAGCUCAAGUAUGCCGACCAGCGUUUGUCUUCAGACUGCGAGGACCAGAUCAGGGUGAUCCUGCAGGAGUCGGCCCUUGACUACAGACUGGAUCCUCAGCUUCAGCUUCACUGCAGUAAGGAGAUUACCGAGUUGUGUGCAGAGGAAGCCGCAGCACAAGAACAAACAGGCCAAGUGGAGGAAUGUCUAAAGACCAACCUGCUGAAGCUGAAACAUGACGCGUGCAAAAAGGAGGUUUUAAACAUGCUCAAGGAGAGCAAAGCAGACAUUUUCGUGGAUCCUGUCUUGCACACAGCCUGUGCCUUGGACCUGAAGCACCAGUGUGCGGCGAUAACCCCUGGCCGAGGCCGACAGAUGACUUGUUUGAUGGAGGCUCUCCAGGACAAGCGGGUGAGACUGCAACCCGAGUGUAAGAAGAGACUGCAAGACCGGAUCGAUAUGUGGGGCUACGCAGCCAAGGUGGCCCCAGCUGAAGGCUUCGCAGACCUGGCCUUCCAAGUGAUGAUGUCACCUUCCAAGAAUUAUAUACUGUUGGUGAUUGCGCUGGGCGUGUGCAUCCUCUUCCUGGUGGGCUUGCUGUGUGGACGCAUCACUAAACGCGUGACCAGGGAACUGAAGGAUAGGUAGAGCCUGGAUCCUCAACUCGUACAUCUCGGACUCGUUCUUAAAGGAAAAAAAAAAAAAAACAGAAAAGAAGAACGCCUAGACCAUUUUUACCACAUAUCCACCGUUCUAAUCCUGACCUGAGUGUCCUGCUUUACCAUCCCUGACUCAGGACGCUGUAAGUAAACACAUGAUGGGUCGUUCUGCUCCAUGCUGCCCCCUGCUGUGAAAGUCCCAGAAUACACACAUCAAAAGUCAACAGAUUCGAGCAUUCUGGGACGCUCAUCUGUGCUGUCUUUUUGGGUUUUUUUUUUUGGUUUUUUUUUUUCCUUCUAAUAUUGAUUGUUUUAUUGAAUGCUUGAUUGACUCAGUGUGUGAACCACAUGCCAUGUUGGUGACAGAUUUUACAAACGACUCCAACAAUGCAUUUUUUCCUAGGAUUUAGGGUGGUAGGUUUUUUUUUUUUUUUUUUUUUUUUUUUUUUUUUUUUUUUUUUUUUUUUUUUUUUUUUUUUUUUUUUUUUAAAGCACUCUGAAGCAUUGUACAUAUGCAGGUUUUCCACUUGGACGUACAGUCAUAUAGCUUCACUUUAAAAAAAAAAAAAAAUCUGUAUAAAUAUGGGGUUCUGUUGUCCCAAAUCACUGGAUCUGAACGUGUUAGGAUUAUUUGAAAUUUCGUGUGAAAAUCUGGACCGAAGAUGAAACGUACAUUUUGUAACUGUCAGAGUUAUGUGUUAUAAUUACAAAUAAUUGAAGAAUAACCGAUGAAGAAAACGGUAGCGCUAAAUCUGGUACAUAUUUACUCCUAUUUUUAACCCCCCCCCUCUCCAUCCAGUCUGCAUUUUCACACUUGGCACCUCAUGAACAGACGUCAGGCUCUGAGAGGAAAUGGUUUCAAAACAUCCCUUCCUGCAAUUUUUUUUUUUUUUUUUUUUUUUUUUUUUUUAAACUUAGUUGUUCGCAAGGAUCUUGUUGGUUUAUGGUUAAACUUUUUUUUUUUUUUUUUUUUUUAAUUUUUUUUAUUGAUGUGUAGGUGAGGGGAAUUAAGAUUAAUUUCUCCAAGUGAUUGCUCAUUUGAACAACUUACUACCUAUUCAGAGUUUAAUAAAGCCUACAGGUGUGUGCAUUGUCUGUAAAAGAGGACUAAACAUCUUUACAUAUUAAAAACCAAACAAAACAAACAAAACAAAAAAAAACGCCAAGAGUCCUUUGGACCAAUGUUAUUAAAAAUAAGUCCUGUAUGAGAAGAGUACAAAAUUCAAAGUGGCUUUGAAUGCUGAUUGAAUUCAGUACUCGAUGACUCGGCUUUUUAACUCCUUUUGAAUUCUGGAUUUCUUUUAACGAACCGUACGUUCACUUGUCGUCGUCGUCGUCGUCUUAUUUAACGCUCAAAAUACUCCUUCGCACGUUCUUUCGCAAAGCUCUUCAUUACAAAUGAUCUCCUCAGUAACGACCUGAGUGAAAAGUAGAAACUUAGUCGGAAAUUCAUGUAAAUAUUUCUUUCUUAGAAUUUGCUUUAAUGACUUGAGCCGGCGUGGGCUCCAGAGGUUUGCGUAAAACCUGGCGAUUCGUGUUGGGUCGAAUCCGUCGGUGUCGUCCGAACGCUCGCUCCGUUGGACAGGAGGAGGCUCGAGGGAGGAGGCUCGAGGGAGGAGGCUCGAGGGAGGAGACUCGAGGGAGGAGGCUCGAGGGAGGAGACUCGAGGGAGGAGACUCGAGGGAGGAGACUCGAGGGAGGAGACUCGAGGGAGGAGACUCGAGGGAGAUCUGAUCUUUUGUUCAAGGGCGUUAACAUGAUCAGAAAUUUAAAUCGUGACCUAGAAUUUGUCCAGAAUCUUGUAUCUUCAAGAUGCAUGUCUCUUGUCUUUGUUUGGAAAAUUUUUUACAUUUUUAUACAAGUUCCGGAUUUGGACACGUAAAGCAAUUUAAAAAGUGGGGAAUAAACUCCAGUCCACAGCGUGCAAUUGGUCAGGGUUGCUGUAGAUCCAGAGUCUAUCCCAGAAACAGUGUGUGAGGUGGGAAUACACUCUGAAUGGGAUACUAGUCCAUCGUACAUGUGCUCUCUCUCUCUCUCACACACACACACACACACACACACACACACACACACACACACACUCCUAGCCAAUCCACCGGGAUGUUUCUAUGAGUGAGAAAUAAAUAAUCUUUACCAUACAACACGUUGGCUUGGUGGUCAGCGCGUUCGCCUCACACCUCCGCCGUUGGUGGAUUUAAAUUUAAGUUUGCACGUUCUCCCCGUGCGUCUGGGGUUUCCUCCGGGUACUCCGGUUUCCUCCCCCAGUCCAAAGACAUGCGCUGUAGGCUGAUCGGCGUUUCAAAAUUGUCCAUAAUGUGCGAGUGCUUGUGCGAUUUGUGUCCUGCGAUGGGUUGGCACCCCGUCCAAGGUGUCCCCCGCCUCGUGCCCCUAGGCUCCAGGCUCCCUCACGACCCUGCCUAGGAUAAGCGGUACGGAAAACGUAUAGAUGGAUGGAAGUACGUACGAUAAUAUAACAUUACAACACCGCUGAUACCUGUGACUGCAGCGGUUGAAUGUAACGCCGGUAGGUUUGCAGUCUCUCGGUUAGCAGAUCACGUAUUCUUCUGAGGUUUUUGCCUCCGCACCCAACUUAAAUUUGACCUUCCCUGGAAAUCCACAGCGAAUCUUCCGGUGGAAAUCUACGUUGCGUAUCUUGAGUAAUUGCUGAACUUGUAGGUUUUCUCAGAGGGUAAGAACACUGGAGACCCUGAGUAGCAUGUGCAAUAAUAUUUAGUAAAGAGUUUAAAAUCGCUGAGGAUUUUAGAUGAGCACAGCAUCCUUUCCUCAACAAGGAUAGAUGAAUAUAUAAAUCAGCAGAUUUUUAUAUGAUUAUGAUAAAGAAAAGCAGGAAAAAGCUCUGCUUACUACACAUCACUACACAGAACAUUUCAUCUGAAGGUCUUCUGAACGGUAAAACAUUGCAUUCAUCUCCUUGACUGCUUUUUCUUGGGUUUGCUCUCUCUCUCUCACUCACACACACACACACACAUACACACACACACACUUUAUUCCUUUGUCUCUUUUUCAUUUAUAACCAGCUUGAAGAUUGUUGUUGGGAUGACAUUAUGGAAAUAAAUACAAAAGGGUUCUAAGGGAGGUUUUUUUUUAUUUUAUUUUUAUUUUCUAAAAGUAUUUCCCAUGUGAUUUGGACAAUGUUGAUGGUAUUCUGUAAAUAAUAGAGCUAGGUGGUCCCAUUUUUGUUGAUUUGGUUUGGGUUAUGAAGUCUUAUGACUGUACAUGCCUAUAUUUUGUAGAUAAAUGUCCUUGCUAAAUUGUAAAUAUAGGUCAUGAUUGUAUGGUAAUAAUAUUUUUUUUUUUCUUUCCCCCUGAAAUAAUCGACAGUACAACUUGUUGGAAAAAAAAAAAAUUCUUAGUCAAAACUGAUUCUAUUAUUUAGUCUUUUACUUGGAUUAUUUGUUUGUUUGUUUGUUUUUUCUUCCCCUUCACGCCUGUGUAGAUGGAGUUGUGACGCGGACUGCACUUUUGCUUUGUGUGUUUAUUUUAAAACUCUGAAGUGCAAUGAUGGACUGAUGCGUACAAUUGUGUUUUUUGUUUGUCUUUUUAUAACAGACAAUAAACGUAAGCAAGAAUGUGACCGAAGUAAUUAAUAAAAAUGAAGGAAGGUACAGUCCAAGAUUUCUGACGAAGACGUACAGACUGUGGAACCCAAACUGGAAACCCCACUGAUUGAUUGAUUGAUUUUUUUUUUUUUUUUAUUCUUAUUUUUAUUUUUUAUUUUUUUGGUACUGUCUGUAGAAUAUUAUUCAGAAUUGCUUACAACGGGGACUAAACCAUCUUGUAAAACGCUCUGCCUGUGUAAUUUGGAAAUGUAACAAACUGAACAGAUGGUGGAUUUUUUUUUUUAAAUGUCUGUACAGAUUAUGAUUUGUGAGUUUAAUAAGACUAUAUUCAGAUUUUCUUA
This is a messenger RNA of Ictalurus punctatus (channel catfish), 7368 nucleotides long. RefSeq names its product golgi glycoprotein 1b (gene glg1b). Bases 1 to 3435 code for a protein of 1144 amino acids. The record is from RefSeq and is a predicted model, not a curated record. Lineage: Eukaryota; Metazoa; Chordata; Actinopteri; Siluriformes; Ictaluridae. Gene Ontology annotation, molecular function: fibroblast growth factor binding. Gene Ontology annotation, cellular component: Golgi membrane. The transcript has 26 exons.